This is a messenger RNA of Gekko japonicus, 2197 nucleotides long. It is a transcript of the gene NKAP, whose product is annotated as NFKB activating protein. The transcript has 8 exons. The coding region runs from base 81 to 1046 and encodes 321 amino acids. Gene Ontology annotation, molecular function: chromatin binding. The record is from RefSeq and is a predicted model, not a curated record. Gene Ontology annotation, biological process: regulation of gene expression. NCBI's taxonomy places the organism in Eukaryota, Metazoa, Chordata, Lepidosauria, Squamata, Gekkonidae. Gene Ontology annotation, cellular component: nucleus.
ACGUAUCCGGAAGUCACCGUGGCCUAGUUGGCUUUAGAGGCUCUUACAACUUUGAAGAGCGAGAGGAGGAUUGCCAAACGAUGGCUCCGGUGUCGCGGUCGAGGAGCCCAGCGGCGUCUCCCUCCUCUCGGCGGGGACGGGCCGCUGCCUCGGCCAGCCCUUCCCCGCCAAGGUCUAGCCGGAGUAGCAGGAGGUCCCGCUCUAGGUCUCGGUCCCGCGAGCGCAAUGGCUUCAGGCAGCGUCUUGGUCCUCCACACCACUUUAGCCACCGACAUGGGCCGGAGCAUUAUGGCAAGGAGCAGGAGGAAUCGCUGCGACAGAGGAGGUUAAAUGAGAGAGAGAGAAUAGGUGAACUUGGAGCACCUGAAGUUUGGGGAUUGUCACCAAAGGUUCCAGACCCAGAUUCUGAUGAACAUACCCCAGUAGAAGAUGAAGAUGGAGUAUCUAAAAAAAGCAGCUCUUCUGAUUCCAGUUCAGAAGAUGAGGAAGAAAAAAAGAAAGCCAAGAAGAAGAAAAAGAAGCACAGAAAAAAGAAGUCUAAGAAAAAGAAGUCUAAGAAGAACAGGAAAGACUCCAGUGAUUCAAGCAGUGAAGAUUCUGAUGACGAAGCACUGAAAGGGGAUGAGCUCUGGAUUGAGAGAUCAAAAAACACAGAUGGUGUGGAUUUCAUAGGACCUGAAGCUCCCAUUACUCAUGCUUCUCAAGAUGACCGACCUUUGAACUAUGGACAUGCCUUGCUCCCUGGUGAAGGUGCUGCCAUGGCAGAGUAUGUAAAAGCUGGGAAACGCAUCCCUCGGAGAGGUGAAAUUGGCCUAACCAGUGAAGAGAUUGCAUCAUUUGAAAAGUCUGGCUACGUAAUGAGUGGCAGCAGGCAUCGGAGAAUGGAAGCCGUGCGUCUCCGUAAAGAGAACCAGAUCUACAGUGCGGAUGAGAAGAGAGCCCUAGCAUCCUUCAACCAGGAGGAGAGGCGGAAGAGAGAGAACAAGAUCUUAGCAAGCUUCCGGGAGAUGGUAUACAGAAAAACGAAGGGUAAAGAUGACAAAUGAGCUGUUGGCUUCCUCUUGAUAGAGAACAAGCUUGCAUUGACAUUGGUGAAACUCACCUGCUAUGGUGAUUUGCAAACAAUUUGUCCAGUAAAGCUGCCCAAAUUUUGGGGUCAAUUUCUGUGUGCCAGUUAAACACCUUGACAGAUUGGCUUGGAUGACCUGUUCAUCAGCUUGCAGAGCACUGGAAAUCAAAGAAUGAUGUGGACCUACAGGAAACAAGAUGAGGAAGGUGUGUCGCCAUGCAAAAUUUACCAAAAUAUUGCCAGGAAGGUGGUGAGAUAUACUGCCAUGGCUGGAUAUUUUGCUCACUGCUGGAGAAAUGACACCUUUCUUAAAAUUCGAACAGCACAGUAGCUGAAGCUCAUGACAGCAAAACAAAACCAAAAAUAAAAUAAAUGGGCUUCUGAAAGACAAGCUGUCUUGUAGUAUAUUCUUGGUUAAUGCUGGACCUAGUCUGUGACAGACAAGGAAUUGAAGUGAUAUAUUUUAUUGGACCAGAGACUUAAAUAGAUUCACUCUAAUCCCGUGGGCCCAAUAAAACAGCAAUGCUCUUAAUAGGAGCAUCCCCUCUUGAACAUUCUUCCCUAGAACAGAUGAGGUUGGUUAGCAUCUUUUGUUGUGUUCUUAUUUUAAUAGAGCAGAGUGACUUAAUUUUAUAGAUUCCUGUAUAUUUGGUUUCCUCACUUUGGAAUUGUCAUAAUCAAUAUAUGUAUAUAUUUAACAUACAAUACUGGGAUCCUGGUCUAUAAUUUUACGAAUUGAGAACUGCUUGAAGAAAGUAGCCAUUUUACUGCCUGACAUUGUGUAAAUAAUGUUUUGCUGUGUAGAGGGGUGGCAUGGUGGGGUAAACCUAACAUUUUUAUUUUGGAUACUCUGUUUCUUGAUGCAUAGUCAUCUGAAUCAUGGUUGAUGUGGGUGAGUGUCAUGAUUUCUGGGUAGGGCCACCACUGCUUCUGAAAGUUUCCCAUAUGACUUACCAAGCUGCUCCUGAAAUUCAGGGGAACCUCAGGAGUUCCCCCAACACAAAGGGCGGAGCUGCAGUCUGGUAAGGGGGGGGGGGCUUUGACCGGUGUGUUCCAAAUAGCUCCCUCAUUGCUAAAUUGAGUAUUUAUUUCUCAAAAUAUGUAUAUUUUUAAAUAAAGCAUUUUCUU